AGAAGUGGCAACGCUGAGAGACCAUGCUGGCAUCGCUGUGACUGUCUCUCUUCCCAUUUCGUUUUUGACCAGCAAGUUAACUGGUUCAGCGCUGCUCAAAAUAACAAGAUUUGAAUAUCUCGACCAGAUAAAUUGCUAAAUAAUGGCUGCUGCUCCUAAGGACAUUGAGAAGCCCCAUGGUGGCGAUUCUGCAUCCGUGCACCGCAUCCGUAUCACCCUGACCUCCAGGAACGUUCGCUCCUUGGAGAAUGUGUGCCGUGAUCUGAUCAACGGUGCCAAGAACCAGAAUCUGCGUGUCAAGGGCCCAGUGCGCAUGCCAACCAAGACCCUACGCAUCACCACCCGUAAGACUCCUUGCGGUGAGGGUUCCAAGACCUGGGAUCGUUUCCAGAUGAGAAUCCACAAGCGCAUCAUCGAUUUGCACUCGCCAUCUGAGAUCGUGAAGAAGAUCACCUCGAUCAACAUUGAACCCGGAGUAGAGGUUGAGGUUACCAUUGCCAACUAGAUUCGGCGAAACGAACCGUUUCUUCUCAACAAACAUGCUGAAAAGUUGAGCAUUUGAAUAAAAACCAAACAACUUUUCAUAAAUAAUUAAA
This is a messenger RNA of Drosophila albomicans, 596 nucleotides long. RefSeq names its product 40S ribosomal protein S20 (gene RpS20). The transcript has 4 exons. Gene Ontology annotation, molecular function: RNA binding; structural constituent of ribosome. Bases 143 to 505 code for a protein of 120 amino acids. Lineage: Eukaryota; Metazoa; Arthropoda; Insecta; Diptera; Drosophilidae. Gene Ontology annotation, cellular component: cytosolic small ribosomal subunit; ribosome. Gene Ontology annotation, biological process: translation. The record is from RefSeq and is a predicted model, not a curated record.